ACACACACACACACAUAUAUAUGUUGAUAUUUGUAAUUUAUUUCUUUCAUCAUUAAUCAUAAUACAGUGUAAAAGUAUGGAUUCACACGAAAAGGUUACAUGGCAAAUUACUAAAAAUUCUGUAAAUGAUAGAAUGAUAGAAUCUUCAUUAGUUCAUAGAUUUAGUAGCUCAAAAAAAUUUAGGAAAAGAACUAAAUUACUUAAUAAUUGGUUAGAAAAUCAUAGAACCUUAAAAAGUUACAAGGAUUAUGUUGACAUGAAAAAAUUAAUAAAUAGAAAUGAACCAAAAGAUUCAUUAACUGAAGACGAUAAUAGCUAUGGAGAAGAGGAUUAUUUCAUCAAGCAUAGAAAUAUAUAUACAAGUAAGACACAGAAAUCUAAAAAUGAAAUAUAUAAUAAUAAAGGCAUUAUUACUUCUACCUUAAAGAAGAUCAAAACGCAAGAAAAUGAAAUUUCAUUCACUGAUUCAUACUCGCAUCGAACGAAGAAAAAAAAUACAAGAACGAGAUCAAAUAUUCUUCAAGAUAAGUAUCAUGAUAAUUUACAAAAUACUGAUGUUCCAGUUAAGAAAAAACAAUCAAUAGAUUUACAAUGUUUGAAAGAAACUGAGAAAACAGAACUUAAAGAUAAUAAAGAAAAGAGUUCUAAUUUUUUUAAUAUCUGUGAUGACAAUACUGUAAUUAAGACAAAAACAAAAUCAACAGGAGCAUUUUCUAAUCGUAAAUGUAAUAAUUCAUCAUUGAAUGAUAAAAAAACUUAUAAAGAAAUAUUAGAUUUUAAAUGUCUUGAGAAUAAUGAUGUUUCUACUCAUGGUGUAAAUCAGAAAAGUGUAGAUAACUCUAAAAUUUCAAAAAUUGUUAAUCAUAUUCAAGAGGAUGUAUCAUAUAAUAUAAGUAACAUCAGGCAAACUACAGAAGACAUUUUAUAUGACGUAACUCCUGAAAAACAAAAAAUAGCAACUUGUAAUUCUAACGUGUUGCGUGAUAAUAUAGAUUUAUCCGAUAUUAAAAGUAGUAAAGAUAAAAAUGACAUAUGCUUUCUUAAUUCAUUUGCUAAACAAACAGAAAAGUCAUCUCCUAGAAUUAUAUCUUCUGAAAUUAUCAAUAUUAAAUAUAAAAAGAUUAAUAAUGAAGAAUCUUACAAUAACUUAUCGAAUGAAUUUUAUAAUAAUGCCAAGUUAUUAAAAAAUAAGUAUUUUCAAGAACUUUCAGAAUAUGAACAAGAAGAAGAACCACAAAAAAGUUUAACUUAUGUAGACAGUACACAUAGCAGUAUUAUAUCAACAUCUGAAAAACGCUUAAAACAGCUUAAAAAUUUUAAUUUGACUACAGAAGAUAGUUCAAGUGAGGACGAAAUGUUACAACAACAAAAUUUAAAUAAAGAAAUUUUGUUUAAUAAUUCAAAUUGUACAGUUACCAAAAAGAUUAUGACUUGUAAUACAAAUUUAAAUUCAACUAUAAAAAGUGCUUCAAGCGAGGAUGAAAUGCUACAACAAAAUAUAAAUGAAAAGAUUUGUAUUAAUGAUUCAAAUGAUAUUUCCAAAAAAACAACAUGGAGUAAAUUAAAAUUAAAUAAAUCAUCUAACAUAGAUCAUAAAAGUAACAUAGGUCAAAGUAUUUUUAAUAUACGGAAUAAAAGUAAUAAUAUAAAUCACAAUAACAGUAUUGAUCAUCACAGUGAUGAUAACAAUAAAUAUUCCACAAAACCUAGAGAAACAGAUAUAUCUAAAAAUUAUGAACCACUACAAACAUUUCAUGAAAGACCUUGCAAUUUACAAGAUUUUAUCAAAGAAGAAAAGUUAUUUCAGGACUCAACUACAUCAGCUUUUACACUUAAAGAUCUCUCCAAAGACGAUGAAAUUUUUCUUUUAGAUAUUCCAAGAACAGUACAACUGGAAGAUUUAAAAGGUCAAAGAAUUAUUUUAAAAGAGAAAAAAUUAAAACUUGGGGAAAAUAAAUAUGAGAUUUUGUACAAAGACGUAGCAUCUCAAUCUUGUGUUUUUAGUACUUGUAAAAAUAAUAAACCAUACAAAAUAGUUAACAUUAAACCCACUGGCUCGAUCGUGGUAAGACGAAAAUUAUAUCCAUCAUAUUUGACAAAAAAUUCUGAACAUAAUAUAAAACCUUAUAAUAUUACAUAACAUUAACUAAUUUAUAAAUUUACAAAUAAAUAUGAACAAAAUAAUUGUAAAUAUUAUUUUAUCAAUUAUAUUUUAUUACUAAAACAUUCUGUUUGUACUGAAUUAAUGUUGAAUUUUAUUACUAAAAUAUUCUAUUUAUAUUGAAUACAACAUUAUAUGUAUGUAUGUUUGUUAGAAAAAGAUCAUUCUUGCAGAUGAGAAUAAAUAAUCCCUUCGAUUAUUUAA
Vespula pensylvanica (western yellowjacket) is the source of this 2365-nucleotide messenger RNA. RefSeq lists its product as uncharacterized. Lineage: Eukaryota; Metazoa; Arthropoda; Insecta; Hymenoptera; Vespidae. The record is from RefSeq and is a predicted model, not a curated record. The coding region runs from base 77 to 2140 and encodes 687 amino acids. The transcript has 5 exons.